Messenger RNA from Punica granatum (pomegranate), 1354 nucleotides. The record is from RefSeq and is a predicted model, not a curated record. Lineage: Eukaryota; Viridiplantae; Streptophyta; Magnoliopsida; Myrtales; Lythraceae.
UACUAGAGAAUUCACAAAGAAGAAAAUAUUACAUGAGGAGAAGAGAGCACUACACUGACAGACGGAGAUCGGUAGGUGACAGUAAACCCAAACUGAAACCGACCAGUCUUUCUCUUGAUCUGCUUGUGGGGGUGUGUGUGUGUGUGUGUGAGUUUCUGCAAUGGGGAGUAAGGAAGAGGACAGAGGCGGAGAAGAAGAAGAAGAAGAAGAGAACGAGGCCGCGUGGCUUGUUGGCAUCAAGAACCUUCAGAUUCAGCCUUACCCUCUUCCUCCUUUAGGCCCUCAUGAUGUCAAGGUACGGGUGAAAGCUCUCGGCAUAUGUGGAAGUGAUGUUCAUCAUUUCAAGACGAUGAGAUGUGCCAGCUUCAUCGUGAAGAAGCCGAUGGUGAUAGGGCAUGAGUGCGCAGGCAUCGUAGAAGAAGUUGGAACUGAAGUGAAAUCUCUUGCUGUAGGCGAUCAUGUUGCAUUAGAGCCUGGCAUCAGUUGCAGGAGGUGCAGUCUAUGUAAAGAUGGCCGCUACAACCUUUGCCCCGAGAUGAAGUUCUUCGGUUCUCCCCCAACAAACGGUUCCCUUGCGAAUAAGGUGGUGCAUCCUUCCUACCUGUGUUAUAAACUUCCCGACAACGUGAGCCUAGAAGAAGGGGCAAUGUGCGAACCCCUCAGUGUCGGGGUCCAUGCCUGUAGACGUGCAAAUAUAAAUCCUACAACGAAUGUUCUUAUUAUAGGAUCUGGACCGAUAGGACUGGUGACUCUGUUGGCAGCCCGGGCAUUCGGAGCUCCGAGGAUCAUCAUUGUCGAUGUUGACGAUGAACGAUUGUCCAUUGCCAAAAGUCUCGGCGCAGAUGGGAUUGUUCAGGUCUCACAAGAUAUUAAGCUUGUAGAUGAAGAGGUGGGACUGAUACAGAAAGCCAUGAGUUCGAGAAUUCAUGUGAGCUUUGAUUGCGUUGGGUAUAGCAAAACCAUGACUACAGCUUUAAACGUCACUCAUUCAGGUGGCAAGGUUUGCCUUAUCGGGCUGGCCCUGACCGAGAUGACUGUCCCACUUGCUCCGGCUGCUGCAAGGGAGAUUGAGGUGAUUGGGAUAUUCCGGUAUCGGAAUACAUGGCCUCUGUGCAUUGAGUUCCUAAGGACUGGGAAGAUCGAUGUUAAACCUCUCAUAACCCACAGGUUCGGGUUCUCGCAGGAGGAGGUUGAGCGAGCCUUCGAGACCAGUGCUCGUGGCGGGAAUGCUAUUAAAGUCAUGUUUAACUUGUAGACUGUAAGAAACGAAUUAUAAUGAUAUUUGCAUACAAGAAUGAGAUAGGGUUAAUAAAUAAAUAAAAAAAACACUUAUCACAUUUUAAUAAUUCGAGCA